Molecule: messenger RNA, 4819 nt
Organism: Oreochromis aureus
Lineage: Eukaryota; Metazoa; Chordata; Actinopteri; Cichliformes; Cichlidae
Gene: ripor3
Product: RIPOR family member 3
Exons: 26
Coding region: 480-3557 (1025 amino acids)
Source: RefSeq, a predicted model, not a curated record
AGAAGAGGGAGUGGAGAGGGAACCGAGGGGGAGAGGAGAGGAGGAGAGGCAGAGCUGGAAAAUAGUGUGUGACAGAAGAAGAGAGAGCAGAUAUGAGAAGGAGUGAGGAGACCUGAGAAAAGAACCUAAUUCAGCAUUGUGUUUCCAGCCAGCCUCUCACACUGCUGUGAAACCCUCUUGAACUGCGCUGCUGCUGCAUGACUGAACGCUAUCAGUCCCGAGCAGGCAGCCGCCAAACCCACACACACACACACACACACAUGCACACACACACUCACAUGCACACACACGCACACACAAAUGGAUAGGACUCGUCCGCUGAGGCGGUUUGGUGUGGUGGACUUGGAGUGACAGUUGGGAAUAACUGGUUUCUUCGUCCUGUCAGUGUUGUAUGAAGAUGCAGUGACAGCAGCUGGAACUGAGCCCUGACAGCUUUACAGCUUGGACGUCUCCAAAACAGACAAAACAGGACAACAAAGAUGUCAGUGAAGCUGCGAUUUGACUCCCCUUCAGAUGGAGGCCUGAUCCACAGAAGCCGCUCUUUCACUGGAUUCUCUUCUCUGACUGGUCGACAAAGAACGUCUUCUGUUCGUAACUCUCUUCGCGUCAAAGCCAUGACAGGAAAUAAAGCGAGCAGGGCGCCCGUCUCCCCCCGCAGAAGUUCAGGCGCUAUCUGGUCUCUGCAGCCGGAGCAAGUCGACAGGGUUUUUCAGGCACUACGCAAAGGACUCAAGGACUACCUGGAGGGUCACCAAGCUGAGAUGGACUUCCUGUCUUCACAGCAGAGAGAGACUAAAAGAAACUCGAGACUGGCCUUUCUUUAUGAUCUGGAGAAGGAGAUCAGAUCUUUGGAGAGAUAUAUACGACGAUUAGAAUUUCAAAUCAGUAAGGUAGAGGAGCUGUAUGAGACAUAUUGUAUUCAGUGGAGAUUGUGUCAGGGAGCGGUCAACAUGAAGAGAGCCUUUUCACUGUCCCCGUCCACCAGAGCCUCCAGAGAGAGUCUGCUGGAGCUCAACCGCAACCACAGACACAGCCUGCAGGACAUGUCAACAAUGGAAGGAGAGUUAGAAAUCCUGCUCGGAGAGCUACACAUCAAAAUGAAGGGUCUCAUCGGCUUCGCUCGACUUUGUCCAGGAGACCAGUACGAGGUGUUGGUACGACUGGGCCGCCAGCGAUGGAAGAUCAGAGGGAGGAUUGAAUCGGAUGAUAGUCAGUCAUGGGAUGAAGAGGAGAUGGUCUUCCUCCCACACAUUCACCACAACUUUGAGAUAAAGGUGACGGAAGCAAAGGGUUUGAGCUGGCUGCUGGUUGGCACGGUAACGUGUGCAAGCGCAGACUUCUUUGUGGCAAGGCCUCAGGUGAUGCUGGUGGACAUCACAGAGUUGGGAACCAUCAAACUGCAGCUGGAAGUGACCUGGAAUCCAUUUGACGGCACUGAGAAGCUGAGGCCGCUGUCUGGAAACAAGCAGUCAGUGUCCAGCAGAAAGAGUUCAGUGUACAGCUGGACGGCACCGAGUACCCCCUCCUUCACUGAGAAAUACUUUAUUUCUAUGGUGCGUGAGCUGCGGGAUCAGGAAGGUUCUCUUCCAUCUCUGGUGCCCAAAAGUCAUCCCAACAGAGGAGGAAUGUCUCUGCUCAGCUACCUCUCCAACCCUUCAAACACCUCCAUCGCAUCAAGCCACAGUCCUCAGAGCCCAUACACCCCGAGUCUCUCAAGGACUCACAGCUACCCUUUCAGCCCAAGUCGAGACACCAGUCUGGGAGGAAGUCGGACUCAGCUGUCGCUCGGAGAAGAAGAAUCCCUGGAGAUCUCAACAGAGGAGUCAGAGACGAAGAAGAGGGUGGACAAGAAGGUAGAUGAGGAGAAGGAGGAGUGGGGAGUUGUGUUAGAGAGUCCAUCCUUACCAGAAGAAAGUAAAACAGACUCCCUUAUGACCUUACAGAGGUCGAGCACUCCAGACAUCCUGAGAAAGAACACAUGUGGAGAAGCAGAGCCUGAGACCCACAGCGUAGCCCCAAGUCAGGACACAGUCACUGGGCAGGACUCCACAGAUUGUGAGGAAUACUCUGUCACAGCCUUGCCAACACCACCUUCUCAAACCCCAGCUGCACCGCAAACCUCGCCCACAGCAGCUGCUCCGACACCGGUGAGGCUGGGUGUGAGCGGGGUCCAACGUCAUGCCCAGGCGCUCAGACUGGGAGCCAUUAUUGCAGAGCUGGAGAAAAUAUUACAGGAUCAGAGCUGUGCUGACAAGGAGCUGAGAGCUCUGGAGCACCAGAUACUGCAUCUAGCCACCAUACUGAAGAACGACCUGUCACUGCUGAGAAGCUCAUCAUCAGAGGAGACUCUGGCUGUUGAGGAGGUGCUGGGUAGCUUUGACUUUCUGUCAAACGACCUGAACGGAGAUGAUGACGCCUCCUGUUUGGGAAGCCUGAGACUGAAGGACAGUGGCAUCAGUUCUUUCCAGCAGAGCACGCUGAGGAUUCAUGGCUUUCUCUCUCAAGGCAGCCAGUCGGCUUCUGAGGAAGAGCUAGUCAUCACUCCUCUGACCUCUGGAAACUGGGGUCUUGAUCAAGCUCUGGAGACUCACCUGGAUAUCUGUUGCAUCCUGCUGCAGAUGAUAAGAACAACCGACUUCACCCCGUCUAGAAGGGAGCUGCUGGAGGAAAUGUCUCUCCAGGCUGAGGUCCUGGACAGAAUCAGCUGUCUGCUGCUGGAGAAGAAUGACAACAUCUCCACACGAGACAUCCUCCCUAAGGCCCAGAGAACGAGAGGUGUGCUGUUGUUCUGGGAGGAGUGUGUGCACGACAUCAGCUCUCCUUUCUGUUGCCACAUAGACACCUUCACCAGGACGCUGAAGAAGCGUUACACACACAAGGUGAAGGCCAAGCAGCCCGGCCAAUCAGAGAAAGUGUUUUCUCAGCUCUUGCAGCAGGUUCAGGCGGCCUGCCGGGUGGUGCCCAGCUCUCGGUCAGUCUGCAGCCCGGAGAGAGUCACCCUCUUCCAGCUGUCAGUCUACCUGAAGCGUUGGAAUUUCCAGGAGCUUGGAGAGCACAUCUCCCGCCUCUCAAAAGAAGAGUACAUCCUCUCGGCCCUGAGUAGCCCCAAACGGCGGCGGGCUUUAAAUAAGCUGAGGGGCCGGAAGAUCACAGAGCUACUUCCACUGGGAUGCACCCUGCAGACUCUCGCCUCCCUGCAGAUCGACUCCAACCACAAAGUCUGCAAAGCUGCCACCAACUGCAUCUCCAGAGCUGCUGGAUACAAGGCCUUCAGGAACAAGGCAGUGCUUUACUACACAGAAAGCCUGAAAAGUAUUGAUAUUAAAAUCCAGCAGAGCUCCUGUUUGGCUCUCAAAUGCCUCCGGGCGACAGAGAGUGUGGACCACAUAGCAGAUUUAUGGAGAUCAACAGAUGAAGAUCUGCGUAGUGCUGCCAGAGAAACUGUCCUCUCCUUUGGUAAAAAGGGAUACCAGGCCUACCAGAGGAUGGACCAGCUAGACACUGAGAUGCAGGAUGAGGCUUACCAGAACCAAGAGACUGAGAUUACGAUUUUAUAGGAAACAGAUCUGGAUCAAAGAAUGGGCACAAAUGUUGUAAUGAUGCCCGCCAAGAGACUAAAACCAAGCCUAUGUCAAAAUGGAGAAAGUUUACGAAUCUGUCAGGACGCCGCACCUUCUGGGAAAACUUAAUUUUCUUUUACGAAUCUGUGGUGCGUGUGCUACCAGAGAAACAACUGCAGAGGAAGAUCUUAUGAUGGAGACUUCAGCUUUCCCUGGAUGGAUCAUUCACUCACUGAUGUUGAUUAAUGACUUUUUAUUUCUCCUGUAUUGUUUUACUCAGAAUUUGAAUUUAUUUUUGUUAGAUAUGUAGAGUUUUUCUUAAAGAAGACGUCAGCUGUAGUCUGACUCUUUUCUAGUGCUGGGAGUUUUUUCACCAACCAGUCGAUAUGACUGUCUUAUUGGGACAUGAAGGAUAAAUAUAAUAUUAUUUUACAUAAUCUUGCAAGCGCGCGUGUGUGUGUGUGUGUGUGUGUGUUUAGAGCAAUAAUCGGCUACAAUAAAACAAAAAAUAUCACAUGAAUAUUAAACCCUGGCAGAUUAAUGAAAUCCAGAUUAACAGCCUCUCCUGUCUGUGAGAGCUGAGUCUUGAAUUAAUUUUAAACAAGAGGAGUCUACAAAUCAAGUUAUGUCACGCUACCCAUUUUUCUAAUCAUUUUUAAUUUUUUUUAAGGAGAAAAAAAUUCAAAUAUAUCUGAAAACAAAUGCAGUCUUUCAGGUUUUAUAUUCAGGACAAUUCCUUUUUUAUAUAUUUUCACAUGCAAUUCUUCUUUGACAAAAUGGAUGUUUAGACAAAAUUGUUCAUGUUGGUGAAGGAAAAUAUUUGGCCUGCUGCCUUUGUGCCAUCACAGAAACGGAGAUCUCUGCUGGCCUCUGCUGGCUGUUCUCAUAUACUGGAGCUGGAGAGGGACCCGAGGACACGUUUGCCUGCCACAGAAUAGAUUUGGCUGUGGUUAGAGUGACCUAGGACCUCACUGACCAGACUGUUUGUGAUGCCGUGGGAAGAAAGCUGCUGCCAACAGCAAAGCAGUUUAAGUUGUGGCAUAAAAUGACAUUUUUCUUCAGCCUUAUUGUGUCCAUGAGAACUCUGCAUCAACUUUAAGGAAUCAUGUUUGAAGAAUCUGCUUCAUGGAUUGAACACAGUGUUUGUUUCUUCUGUUUUGUUGAUAAUAGGAUGCAGAAUCAUUUAGCUUCCUGAAACAAAGAAAAAUCCUACAAAAUCUUAAAAACUGUGUUCAGUAAGAAGCAGAGCUGCGCUUUAA